AAACCGGAGUGCCCGGAGAAAACGCCGAAACAAAGUGUUGUACAUAAAUAAUAAUACAUCCAUUUUCCGUACCGCUUUUUCCUCACGAGGGUACCUGAGAUGCAGAUCUCUGCAUGAUCAGAAAAAAAGGAAAAUGAGCAAGGUAAUGAAGAAAAAAUAUUUUUUUCUGAAUGUGAAGUGGAGGAGGCACGCAAGAAAAUGCUCUUUGGCAACACGCGAAAGAGGAGUGAAUGGGUCAGCGCUUGUGCGGCUGUCAAUGCUGUGGACACGCUAAACUAAAAAAGUAGUGGUCAUUAAGGUGGAUGUGAAGCGGAGGACAGCUGCCCACCGCCAAAGUGUGGCCGAAAAAACCGGCGCGAAGGGCCUCACCCCGUUCGAGAAGAGAAUCGCUGCGAUCAUGGGUGAUGCUGCUCUCUCAGGGGUGAUGGGAGGACGGCUGACUAUGAUCACCCCACAAGAGGUGCCUGGAGACUGAAAUUGGCGGGUGGCCCCAAGAGAGUCCUCCAGGCAGGAAGGAAGGUAGAGACACUGUGUGACAGGGACACUGCCUCCCCUCCACCUACACCACUGCCACCAUGGCAAGAGAGCAGCCAAGCAUGGGGGACCUCCUCCCGCUCUUGGAUACCGCCGACCUCCAGCAGCUAGAAGAGAUCAGAGGCCUAAUUAAUGAGCAACUCAGUACUGAACGAGGGUCUGUGCUGCUCAACGGGCUGGUGGACUACUUUUUAGAAACAAAUUCUUUAGAGGCCAUCCAUAUCCUCUGCUCAGUCAGAGAGCCACAUGACAAGCACCUUCUAGACAAGAUGAACGAGUGUAUGACCAAACAAGUUUGUCGGCUUCCCACCCUCACCAUGCUCGGCCAUGUCAUCCGCAAGCAGCCAUCCUGGAUCCACAAGAUUGCACGAUACCCUCUUCUGCUGUCGCUACUCAAAUGCCUAAAGAGCGAUACGGAUGUCGUGGUGCUGAUAACUGGGGUGCUGGUGCUGAUCACACUGCUUCCCAUGAUUCCUCAAGCAGGAAAACAACACCUGUGGGAGUACUUUGACAUUUUUGGCCGUUUGGCAUCCUGGAAUCUGAAGAAUCCUGGGCACGUUUCAGAGGUUUACUUGAUCCACCUUCACGCCAGCGUCUAUUCGCUCUUCCACCGCCUGUAUGGCAUGUACCCGUGCAACUUUGUGUCCUAUCUGCGCUCUCACUACAGCAUGAAGGAAAAUAUGGAAACAUUUGAGGAGGUGGUCAAGCCAAUGCUUGAACAUGUCCGUAUCCACCCUGAACUAGUGACAGGGACCAAGGAUCAUGAGCUUGACCCGACUAGGUGGAAAAAAUAUGAAAUCCACGAUAUCGUCAUUGAAUGUGCCAAAGUGUCUCUAGACCCGAAGGAGGCCUCCUGUGAGGAGGGAUACGCCACCAUGCCUGAGAACUUUUACCCUCAAAUCCAUCUGCGACCGCAAGACUGCACUUCCAGCCCCCAUACAGACCUCCACAGCAGCUAUGGAAGCUCUUCAUCAACCCCGUUCUCCACUCCACGGCAGCCGCUGCCUCCGCCCCUGUCUUUGCCCCCCUUCUCAGGGACACACUCAACUAAUCGUAGCCCACAGACCACCAAGCGGCAGAACUCCACCAGUGAACCUAACUCCUCCUAUGGCGGGAAGGACCCACUGUGGAGCCCCUCUUCUUUGUGCGGAAUGACUACGCCCCCUUCAUCUAGAGGCAUGUCGCCCAACUCUGAGCUCUCCCACAGUGCCUCACACCUUCCAAGCCGCUUCCACUGCAAUUCAGGAGGGAAAGGAACAUCUGCCUCCAGUACUCCAGCCACCUCAUCACCACCACCCACCCUAUCGGAUGACUUUCCUAUUAUCUCCUUACCAGCCAACACAGUCCAAUCCAGUCCACCCAGAAAAGAACGCAGACAUGUAGACAGUGGUAAACCUGUACUGGUGAGACAGGAACCUGUGAAAGACGCUGAGAAAAGUAGAGCCACAAACAGAGUCAAUAGCAAUUGUGACAGAUGCAUUUUAUUAGAUGCUGCAGAUGCUGCGAAUGUGUCCAUGACUUUGACGGAGCUCUCAGUUUUCAUGAAGAAACAGGAGUUGGAGCUCCAGCUGAGAACGGAAAAAGAAAAAGAGGAGGCGGCAAUCACAGAGGAGCUGCUCAAGAUCACAGAGGAUAAGCUGAAGAUCACAGAGGUUAAGCAGGAGCUUUCAGGCCUGAGGGGUUUCGACUCUCCUUUCUACCGUACCACUGAGACUCUGACUGGCUGUCAGGCACAAGACAAAAUCGUCACCAACAGCCAGCUUGGAGGGUCCAUCCUGGACACACGCCAUCCAGUGUCAACACCAGAUAAAGUGGAGAAUACUGCAAGCACCAUUGAUGUUGGGAGUGAACAAGGAGGGGGAAUAGGAGACAGCCGGAGUGCAGCCAUCUGCCUUGAUCAGUCCUGGCCCUUCCUCUCAGGUUUCACACCCAUUGAUCACCACCUGCACUGGAGCCCCUCUGCCCCGGAAGAGGAUGUGGGAAAGUUUGGAAUGUUUUCGCCAAGUCCGUGCAGCAAGACCCCUGCCCCGGUGCCAUACGAAGUGUUCUUUGACCUGGCUUUGCCCAGAGCGGCCUCUCUUUACAUCUGCCAGAAGACAUCUGAGGCGGUCCACAAAGCGACACUGGAGAGGCCUUCGAGACGGGAAGAAGGGCUGGAGGAUGGGGAGGAGAAGGGGGUAAUGACUGCUUCACCACUGGAGGUGCUGGAUCGCCUUGUUCAGCAGGGGAGCGACACUCAUGAUAAAGUCCUUAAGAGAUUACCUUUGCCAAGUAAGUCAGCUGACUGGACACACUUUGGAGGGUCAGCUCCAUCUGACGAGCUUCACGUGCUGCGGAGCCAGCUGCUCCUGCUGCACAACCAGCUGCUGUAUGAGCGCUACAAGAGAGAGCAGCACGCUGUUCGCAACAGACGCCUCCUACGACGCAUCAUCAACGCCACCGCACUUGAAGAGCAGAACAAUGCCAUGAAGGACCAACUGAACCUGCAGAGUGUGGACAUCUUGUCUCUGAGGGAGAGUUUGCAGGUAGAGCAGCAGCGCUACAGGCAGCUGUGGGACGACCGAGAGACUGUGGUGACCCGUCUGCACAGUCAGAUCAGACAGCUGCAGCAGGGACGAGAUGACUACUACACGAAGAACCAGGAGCUCCAGAGCAAGUUACAAGAGUGUCAGAAAAGGAUGGGUGAAUUAGAGGCAGAGCUUCAGGGGGCAAAUAACAGAGUGUGUCACACUGGGCACCUGCUCAAACAGAUGACCAUCAAGUUAAGCAACAGUGAGGGCACCCAGCAGCAGAUGAGCUUCCUGAACAAACAGCUACUGCUCCUUGGGGAGGCACAUAAACUGUCCAUGCAGUAUGUAGGUGCAGAUAAUACCAAGUUUACCUCUCUAACACAUGUGCAGCGACCCACCACCCAGGAGGCCCAGAUGCUACAAGUGUCCUACAGGAAGGAGGUGGAGGCUCUGAGACAGAACCUGCUAGUUCAGAGCCAGAAACUUGAAGCAGCCCACCAGAGAACCGUUGAGCUGGAGACCAUCCUCUCCAAGAAAGAACACCUCAUCGCAGAACAGAAGAAGUUUCUUGAGGAUGUGAAAUGUCAAGCAAAAGCAGAACUGCAGGCCUCAGAGAGCAGGUACCAGGCUCAGGAGAGAAUCACCCAACAACUGCAGACUGAAAUCCUGCAGCUCUACAGCAAAGUUGAGAUGGAGGGUCCGACUAGCAGUGCUGGCUUGCCACCAGGGGUCAAAGCUGACCGACACAUAUCUGCUGACUCCAGCAACCUGGUGCAUGAUGGACCAAGUAAAACUUGCACCAAUGAGGCGAUGGAUAGACCACCACACGACUCACCCUGCGGCAACGGCAGCACUUUAUUACCAGGGCAACUAAAGGAAACCAAAUCUUCCAAGACCACUGCCAACUCGGUUAACGGCAGCAAGGAGUCGGGCCCAUCUCUAAUAGUGGAUCCCCCUCCGUCUUGCCCCCACACCAACCUGCUUGCAACUCUGACAUCAUCUGACACACCACUUACUGUAGGCUCCUACCCUAGUGCCAAGAGCUUCCUUGGUAUGAGGGCACGCGAGCUGUUUCGGAACAAAAGCGAGAGUCAGUGCGACGAUGAUGAGGAGGAAGAAGAGGAGGAGCAUCUGCAGCCGCCACGUCUUGCUGGCCUUGCCCACAGCCUGAAGACUGAACUGUACACGGAGUUGCCGUGCCCGAGUUCCGUUGCCCACCUCAGUCCUGUGCCCGCUCCCACUCCCAUGCCAACCAUCCCAACUCCGACCCCUACUUUGGCUGCUUCUUUCACUGUACCCACCAAGGAUUCCUGUGAGCCCAAGCAGCAGGCCCCAAGUCAGGAAAGCCCCCGCAGGAAGAUAGGGCGGGGCCCAUUGGGGACUGGUCGACCCCGGCAGCAGCAGCUAAAGAUUAUGGACUACAAUGAAACACAUCAUGAGCCCAGUUGAGAGACACAAGUGAACCGGGAAGACCGAAGCUAAAGUUUCAAAGGAUUUAAAAAUCAGUCAGAGUAAUAUGUCAGAAACUCUUUAAGAGGCAGUAUUAUUUGUUCCAUUCCUCUGAGUGGACAACAGGAUUCACCCCCACUUUUUUGUUUUUUUUAAUAUCCAAAUCAUCCUGAGACGUAGACAAAACUAUGUAUUGGCACUGGAGAUUUUGAACGUGAACUCGGGUACGACUAAAAUGCUUUAAGAUAACACAAGCAGAAUGUGAACAGAAAACGAAACUGCCAUUUGAGACUUGGGAAUUUGGGUGAGUUUUAAAUGGUCCAUUCAACAACAAUGUUUAUAUCUUUCCACUUUCCUCCAUCCAUACAAAGCUCCUCUGGCCCUACGCCAUGAUCGUGUGGUUUAUAAUGUUAAACAUACAAACAGAUGACACACAAAUCUUCAUUUUGCCUCCAAAUUCUAUUUACUGCAAAUUGGAAAGUGUAUGAGUGGUAGAAACAGAUGACUAUUUAUGCAUUUUAUAGAUAUACUGUACCACAUUCUGACAUGUAUUUACAAUUUUAUUUAUCCAAUCAAGGAUGCUCACAUAUAAAUAUGAAUUUAGAUAACGAAGUGACCAAGACCUAUAAUACAAGACCUAUAAUAUUAGUAUUGACCAUCAUAUUUUUCAAGAUUACCAGGAAUCGUUUACUGUGACAAAAUGCACACACUUCUUAACAGAAGUGUUUCCCCUCAUGUUGGCACCCAAUUGCUUUCUUUCCCUGCUGCACCAACAGCCGAUGAUGUUUCUUGUCCUCUCUCUAAAUCCUGUUGUCCACCAGGAUCUCCUGCUGUCAUGUCCUUCUGCCGCGCUAUCUAUAGCAUGUUCAACAAUCCACUUUAAAUGCCAACCGUAGUAAUUACAGCAACCUAAGAUGGAGGGGACAAUCUGCACAAACUGAAGCAACCAGGACUCUUGAGUGGAUGACAUGGCAAAAAAGGAAGUUCUUAAAGCAAUGGCUUGUGUUUAACUGUGAACAAUAAAGGUCGUCUUCAAUGUUUUGCACUACAA
Phyllopteryx taeniolatus (common seadragon) is the source of this 5544-nucleotide messenger RNA. It is a transcript of the gene tsc1b, whose product is annotated as TSC complex subunit 1b. The coding region runs from base 576 to 4493 and encodes 1305 amino acids. Gene Ontology annotation, biological process: regulation of cell cycle; negative regulation of TOR signaling; negative regulation of cell population proliferation. Gene Ontology annotation, cellular component: TSC1-TSC2 complex. The record is from RefSeq and is a predicted model, not a curated record. The transcript is spliced from 22 exons. NCBI's taxonomy places the organism in Eukaryota, Metazoa, Chordata, Actinopteri, Syngnathiformes, Syngnathidae.